CCUCCUGUAGUCCUCCUGUAGUCCUCCUGUAGUCCUCCUGUAGUCCUCUAGUCCUCCAGUGCUCUAGUCCUCCUGUAGUCCUCCUCUAGUCCUCCGGAGGAACCGAAGAAGAAGCACUUCCUGCAGGUCUCCUCUGUUUCUCCUCCGUUUCCUCCGGGACCGGUUCUGUUCGAUGCCCUCCUCUGACGUCCGUUAACCGGAUCUGAGUCCUGACCCCGGACCCUCUGAUGGCCUCCAGGCGGCCGGAUAGCUUCGACGGGCUCGGCUACCGCGGCCGCGACGACCCGCUGUACGGAGCCGGGUACCCGGUCCGAAGCGCCGGGGCCCCCGCGGAGCUGCAUCACCACCACUGGGUCACCACCCCACCGGACAUCCCCGGUAGCCGCAACCUGCACCCCGGAGACCGGACACCCAUGUACGACGAGCCGCUGGGAGAACCCGGUCCUCCGGGAGCCGGUCCUGCGCAGCCCGGGGUACCUCCCGCUGAGCAUCUCAACCGCUUCGCUGGCUUCGGAAUUGGACUCGUCAGUCUGUUCACAGAGAACGUCCUCUCGCAUCCCUGCAUCGUUUUCCGCAGACAGUGUCAGGUGAACUACCACGCCCGCUGUUACCAUCUGACUCCAUUCAGUGCGGUCUCCGUCAUGUACAGCAUCACCAAGGCUCAGGGGAUCAAGUCUCAGUGGAAGGGGUUGAGCAGCACCUUCAUCGUUCACGGUGUUUCUCUGGGAGCUGAAGGCAUCAUCAGCGAGCUCACGCCGUUACCACGGGAACUUCCUCACAGAUGGACCUGGAAACAGCUGAUUGGACAUUUACUGCUCAAAGGGUUAACAGCUGUGGUGGCUCUACCGUUCUACUGCUCCAGCCUCAUCGAGACUGUCCAGAGUGAGAUCGUGCGGGACGAGUCGUCCUCUGGGCUCCUGGACUGCGUCCGUGAGGGUCUUGCUCGUGUUUUGGGGGUGGGGGCUCCUCACAGUCGCCGUCUGCUUCCUCUCAGCUGCCUGCUGCUUCCUGCCGCGCUGCACGCCGUCCUGCGCUACGCUGUGGCGGCCGGCGUCCAGCGGGCGGCGCUGUGGCUGCACCAGCGAGGCAGGAAGCAGCGCGUUGACCCCACCAACCCCCUGGACGCCUACUUCCCGGAGCUGGCGGCGGCGUGGGCGGGGUCUCUGGUGGCCGACGUGGUGGUGUUUCCCCUGGAGACGGUGCUGCAUCGCCUCGGCGUUCAGGGCACGCGCACCAUUAUCGACGCCACGGACGGUGCGGUGGCGCUGGCGAACGGAGGCGGCCCGCUGGUCCUGCCCGUCAACACGCAGUACGACGGCUUCUCCGACUGCCUGCACGCCAUCCGCCGGCGGGAGGGCGGGGCCGGCUUCUACCGAGGCUUCGGGGCGCUGGCGGCUCAGUACGCGCUGCAGGGGGCGCUGCUGGCCGCCGCCAGGACGCUGCUCAGGCUGCUGCUGCUGGACACCAAGCACGGCUAGAGCGUUACCGUGGAGAUGCUUUAUCAGUCACCUCCCCCUUCACCACCCCUCCCUCUGAUUGGUUAACCACCUGCUGGUCAGGAAGUGAUCAUGUGACUUAGCCUAGCUUAGCAUAAGGACCAGAAGUUACCAAAUACUCAGUGGUUGCCACGGUAACCCAGCAUCACUUCCUGUACCAGCUGAUCGGUCACCUGCAGCGAAUAGAAACACCUGUUUGUAUAAAGUUGUAAAAAAAAAAAAAAAAAGAAA
Molecule: messenger RNA, 1727 nt
Organism: Mugil cephalus (flathead mullet)
Lineage: Eukaryota; Metazoa; Chordata; Actinopteri; Mugiliformes; Mugilidae
Gene: slc25a46
Product: solute carrier family 25 member 46
Exons: 8
Coding region: 228-1478 (416 amino acids)
Biological process (GO): axon development; mitochondrial membrane fission; mitochondrial fission
Cellular component (GO): mitochondrial outer membrane
Source: RefSeq, a predicted model, not a curated record